This is a messenger RNA of Pteronotus mesoamericanus, 3406 nucleotides long. RefSeq names its product transmembrane protein 41B (gene TMEM41B). Gene Ontology annotation, cellular component: endoplasmic reticulum membrane. Bases 194 to 1069 code for a protein of 291 amino acids. The transcript is spliced from 7 exons. Lineage: Eukaryota; Metazoa; Chordata; Mammalia; Chiroptera; Mormoopidae. The record is from RefSeq and is a predicted model, not a curated record.
GCUGCGCGGGGCGGAGCUUAGUGUGAGUGGGCUGAGGUCAAGCGUCGCUGUGCUCACCGACUGAGGUCGUUUCAGGUUAGGUGGUCCCCCCGGAACUGACUGGCCGCGGUCGCUGGGGGUUAGGAGGUGCCGGCGGAGUUGUUGUUAAGGGCGUGCGGCAUCUCCUCGUUCCCCAACCUUCCCUGCAGUAGCUAUGGCGAAAGGUAGAGUCGCCGAACGAUCGCAGACGGGGGCACUCCAGGCGACCCCAGCUGGGGACCGGGCAGCGGGGACGCGGGGUCCCACAGCCCCGGGCAGCAGAGACCACUUGAAGGAAAAAGCCUGUGCGGAAGCUGGGUCAGCAAGAAUGUCACUUCUUAUAUUGGUGUCCAUUUUCUUAUCUGCAGCUUUUGUUAUGUUCUUGGUAUACAAAAAUUUUCCUCAGCUUAGUGAAGAAGAAAGAGUGAAUAUGAAGGUUCCCAGAGAUAUGGAUGAUGCCAAGGCCCUAGGAAAAGUUUUAUCCAAAUAUAAGGACACCUUUUAUGUACAAGUACUUGUGGCUUAUUUUGCGACAUAUAUUUUCUUGCAAACAUUUGCUAUUCCAGGUUCUAUAUUUCUCAGCAUACUCUCAGGGUUUCUUUAUCCCUUUCCUCUAGCCUUAUUUCUUGUUUGUUUGUGUUCUGGACUCGGUGCCUCAUUCUGCUAUAUGCUCUCCUAUUUAGUUGGGAGACCAGUUGUAUACAAAUACCUAACGGAGAAAGCAGUAAAAUGGUCACAGCAGGUUGAACGUCACAGAGAACACCUUAUUAACUACAUUAUAUUUUUGAGAAUAACACCAUUUCUGCCUAACUGGUUUAUUAAUAUUACAUCUCCUGUGAUAAAUGUGCCAUUGAAAGUUUUUUUUAUUGGCACUUUUCUAGGUGUUGCACCUCCCUCUUUUGUAGCAAUUAAGGCAGGAACAACAUUAUAUCAACUUACAACAGCAGGGGAAGCUGUUUCCUGGAAUUCAGUAUUUGUUCUAAUGAUUUUGGCUCUACUUUCUAUCCUGCCAGCCAUCUUCCAAAAAAAACUAAAGCAGAAAUUUGAGUGAAAUACCAUCUGGGUUUUAGUUUUCCUAUCCUCCUCCUCCUCCUCCUCAUCAUCAUCUCAGGACUGGCAGGUUUAUGUGUUAAAAUCAACUCUUCGAUAAUUGAAACAGGAAUUUGUAAAAUAGUUUCCUAUCAGACAGUAAAAAUAAUGCAUUUAAGUGGCAAGGGAGAGAAGAAAGAAUGGAAAUUGAUAUACUAUGAAAAGUGCUGUUAGUAGUUAUGAUUGCCAUCUUCUAAAUUACUAUCCCAAGGGUAGCUAUAAAUAAUUAGUACACAGCAUUGUAGGAAAUUCUUGACCCAGUUGAUUCAUUCAACUUGAUAUAUUCAUGAACUGGCUAUAGAUACUUAUCUUUGACUUAAUAUUUUUCUUUCUUAUCCCUUACUAAUAAUUAAAAUAGAUAUAGAAAAGUAAAAACUCUAGAUUUUUAAAAAUAGCAUUGUAGUUCAGGCUAGUGUUAGCCUUUUUUUUUCAGAGCAUAGAACUUAAAACUAGUAUUUAAAAGAGAUUUACAUCUUCCUCUUUUACCUUUGAGGUAAUGGACUUAUUUAGAAGUUGCAUCUUACUUAGUAUACCACUGAAUUGGGAAAGGGUAUCAAGUUAUAUCUGUUUAGUGUAUUUUAUUUUUGCUUUUUUCUGUUCCAGAUUAUCAUGGAUUAGUUUGAAAUUUAAAUUUUGACCAGUCUAUUUUCAUUUUUUUCUAGCUUUCACAGUAUUUACAUUGUGCAUAUACAAAAUGGUGAUUACAUGAUAAUUGUAUCAUAUUGGUGUUGAUAAUUUAUAUUCAGAUAAUAUUUUGUUACAGUUUCCCUUUAUCUCAAAAGGGGAUCAAAAAACAAACAUUAAUCAUAUACAGUUUUUAGAUGUUAAUUAUAUUGCUUUAUAUUUUGAAAUAAACAGUGACAGCGUAACAUGUAAGUGGUUAAAUAUAGUUUAUUUGUUCCAAUGACUGUAAAGUUUACCUCAUUUAUUUAUUAGUCUGGUCAUUAAAGUAUGUAUUAUGUAACUAUCCUUUUUUUAAUGCACGAUAUACUUAUAAGAAUGCCUUGUUUCAUUUCUAUUGAUGGCUUUUUUUUUGUUUGGGGCUGCUUUUGCUUAAUGCAGUUUCCCAAUUUACUCUUUUUUACUUUUUAUAACUCAAAGUAUAAUUAACUUCUCACAUGGUAACUACUAAAUUUAAAUAGUCCUGGAAAAAUGAAACAGCUUUUUGCUGCUUGCUUAAUGGUAAUAUACUUGAUUCUAGGCUAUAACUGAUCUAAAGUAAAGUACUCUGUCCGUUUUACCUUCACCUAAGACUGUCAUGUUGAAAAGUACUUUAACUGGGAGAAAUCCCUAUAUUUUAUUGUGAGAGGUGUGAUUAUCCUCAAGGCCUGUUUCUACUACAUAAUGUGGACUGAUUUAUUAUUUUUUCUAUCACAGUAUUAACAAAUGGAUUUAUUGUAAAUACAAAGAAAAUAUAUUGAUUAAUAUACUAUUCUUAUGUCACCUGGCCUUUGUGUGAAAUUAUUUAUUGUUAUUUCUAGCAAGGUUUUCUUCCUUUCUUAUUGACCAGAGACUGAAUGAUAAGCUUUUGUUAUUUUUACAGAUGAACUUAAAACAUAACCUUUUGAACAAAGUUCACUAAAUAUUACUGUAUAAAAUGUAAUUGAAUAAAUUUUUAUCAGACUUUUAAAAGUAAAAGAGCUUUGACUCAGGAGAAGUCUCACUACUCACUCCAGUGUGUAUAUAUUGAACUUACUCUAUUCUCAGAGUAUUUUCCCUAUCCUUAUCAUUGAUUCUUUCCCCUUGAUUAUUUUUUUUUUCUGUUAGAAAACUCAAGUGUCACUCAAGGUGGGGUAUAUUUUCUUCUCCCGAGAGAACAACCAGUCUCUCUAGAUUCGUCAUCAGUGACUGCCAAGAACAAACCCUUCAGCAGGCUAUACUCUGAAUGCAGUGGUGCCUGUAUUCACGGAUUCAUAGACAUGGUCUGAUGUAAAUUCAAGGUUUAGACACAUCUUGAAGACAGAUACAUAUAAUAACCACAAGAGAGCAAGUAUGUGUAGUGGGGAGGCCUACAAGCUAACUAGGAAGUUGACGCACUGACGAAGUGAGACUGUACCUUCUUAGUUAAUGGCACCUCUCUGGAGUUCAAUUACCUUGAGUGUAUAUUUCUAAGAUACUUAAUGAAUGCAAACUAAAAUGUAACAAUAAAUUAUACUGAAAAAAAUUAAAUGUAGUACUUGGUCUUUAUUUCAUUGAAUAAAAAUGUAUUCUCUUGAUAUUCUGAUGUGCAUUCUCAAGAACAAAGAAAAUUUUAAAUAUUUCUUUUUAAUUUUUAUGUAUUGAUUUUGGAGAGAAAGAG